Messenger RNA from Fukomys damarensis (Damara mole-rat), 2033 nucleotides. Its product is annotated as olfactory receptor 2AK2-like. The record is from RefSeq and is a predicted model, not a curated record. Lineage: Eukaryota; Metazoa; Chordata; Mammalia; Rodentia; Bathyergidae. The transcript is spliced from 4 exons. Gene Ontology annotation, cellular component: membrane. Gene Ontology annotation, molecular function: olfactory receptor activity; G protein-coupled receptor activity. Gene Ontology annotation, biological process: G protein-coupled receptor signaling pathway. The coding region runs from base 612 to 1556 and encodes 314 amino acids.
UAGGAAGAUGUUCAUAAGCUUCUCCAAAGGGUGGAGCAUACCAAGCAGUCCGAUAGCUUUCAGUUUCUCAGUAAGAAACUGGAAAUAACUGAGAAAUAGCUAAAGUACAAUCAUCCAGUGAGACAAAAUAUCAUACGUGCAGAGGCCAAGGUAAAUAAAUGUGCUCAGGGUCUCAACAUUUGACUUCUCCAGGAAACUUAUAAGAAGAGUGGUGUUCCUCUAAAACCAAAGAGAAAACACAAAUAAAGGAAACCAGAGGCUCAGCACAGAAGACAGACCAGGAGGUCUGGAUGUUUCUUUGCUACUUUAUGUGCCGAGUCCUCUGCUUUGGAACAUCCACCUCUCCGUUCUUAGGAAUCGCAGUCUGCAGUGAAUCACUCCCUGCUGUGUGCUGACUUCCUGUGCCCACUGGUGUUCACUCGCUUUCUGCUGUACUCUUCCGACUUCUGUGCUCUCCUAACGUUAGCACUGAGAAUCAACUUCAGCGUUUCCCGAGCUAUGCUCUUGUCCUCUGCUGUCGCGGCUACCAAAGAGAGGAGAGUGGAGUGGGUUAUAAAGCUUCUGAAGAUCUAAAGAAAGAAGCUGAAAGAUCCAAAGUUUAAAAAAAAACCAUGGAAACAAGAAACCAAAGUUCUGGGACAGAUUUUACACUUGUUGGUGUUUUCCAAUAUGGCGGAAUGAAUGCUGUUCUCUUUGCUGCCAUUACCGUCCUCUUCUUGGUGGCUGUGCUAGGAAACGUCACCCUGGUCCACCUCAUCCGACUGGACAGCAGACUCCACACGCCCAUGUACUUCCUGCUCAGCCAGCUCUCCCUCAUCGACAUGAUGUACAUCUCCACCACUGUGCCCAAGAUGGCGACCGACUUCCUGACAAACACCAAGACCAUUACGUUCUGGGGCUGUGAGAUUCAGACAUUCGUAUUCCUGAGCCUUGGCGGGUCCGAAGCCAUCCUCUUGGCCUUCAUGUCAUAUGAUCGUUACAUAGCCAUCUGCCAUCCUUUGCACUAUGCAGUGCUCAUGAGCAAGAAGAUCUGCUGCGGCCUGGUCACGUGCACCUGGUCUAGCGGUGCUGUCAACUCCUUCAUACACACACUGUAUGUUUUCCAGCUUCCCUUCUGUGGGUCUAGGGUCGUUAACCACUUUUUCUGUGAAAUUCCGUCUCUACUGCCAUUGGUUUGUGAGGACACCUCCCAGUAUGAGUAUAGCAUCCUGCUGAGUGUACUUUUCAUCCUGUUGCUGCCUUUCGUGGCCGUCCUAGCGUCCUAUGCUCGGGUGCUCACUGUGGUAUUCCAGAUGCGCUCAGGCGCAGGGCAGAACAAAGCUCUCUCCACGUGCUCCCCCCACCUGAUUGUGGCCAGCCUCUUCUACACAGCAGGUCUCUCCACAUACACGCGGCCUCACUCCUUGCAUAAUCCUGCCCAUGAUAAGGUGGUGGCAGUGUUUUACACCGUGGUCACACCCCUUCUGAACCCAUUCAUCUACAGCCUGAGGAACAAGGAGGUCCUCGGGGCCCUGAGGAGGCUGCUGGGAUCAUGGACACUGGUGCAGAAAAUGUGACUUAAGAAUUCUUCAGCGAUGGAGGGUCAGCACAGGAGACAGCUGUGUCUGUAAUCCCCCAGGGAGGGUGUUGGGAUAGAAAUUCUGUGUAGAUGCUCAAGAAGCAUGGGGCUUAUUAGAAGUGUUCAGCUUAUAAAUCAGUAGAGUACACAUUUGAUGGACUCUGUGCUCCCGAGACAUGAAUAUUUUGAAUUUUUCUUUUUAUUUCCAUGAAAAUCAGUCCAUAUAAAUGAAAUCUACCCAAACAUUUAACAUCAAGAUAAUUUAUAUAACGUCUAAAGUUAAUGGAGAUAAAAAAUAUAAUUUGCCCAUCUAGUCAUAAAUUCAUCAAUGUUUUAGAGACAUCACUGUGACUGUGACUUUGUCAUAAGGUCUGUUUACAUGGAAGUCAAAGAAGCUAAAUCUGAGGAAUUCUCCGGAUUUAUUUCUCCUUCCAUCUAAACAUCCCUCGGGCCGGGGAUUUAGCUCAGCGGUUCG